AUGUCAGAAGUGCAAGAAGAUGUUGAUGCUCUCAUAAAAUUGUUUUGUGACAAUGAUGUUGCCCAUACUGGUAUCGCCAUGGGAACACCGGGCGAUAAGGCCAGCGUCGGUGAGGUAGUGAAGACAGCGCCGCCGGCCCCGGGGCAGCGCGACCGCCCCCAGCCGCCCGCCCCGGACCGCCGCCCGCCGCCCUUGCCGCCCGAUCCGCCUCCGGGCGGCCCGAACGCCGGCAUGGGCGUGGUCGACAGGCCGCCGACACAGGUCCAUCAGGCUUUCGCCGUGGGAACAGGGUUGUCGCACAUAGAUGACUACUACUCGCAAACCAAAUACUACGACUAUCAGCACCCCGCCUACGCCAACCCGUCCAAACAGAAGACGACAUUCCCCUCGACCGUUCCAGAUCCGGGGCAGGGGCCCUCCGGCCUGCAAACGCCCAAAACGAAAACGACCGUCGCGACGACGAAACCGAAGAGGCCGAAAAAGCCCGCCGAAGAGCCCGUCGCGACGCCGACGCUUGUCGGCAAGGAGCACAAGUGCCGCGACUGCCACAAGGGGUACGCCACCCCGGAAAAGUUGGCCAAACAUCAGCAAACGCACACUGGAUCAUCGUCACCUUUCAAGUGCGACAACUGCAAGAAAUUGUUUACAUCGAAAUUCAAACUAGUUAGACACGCUCUCAUCCAUUCAGACCAGAAACCUUUUAGUUGUAUGGUGUGCGAUAGGACGUUCCACAGAAAAGAUCAUCUCAAGAACCACAUCAAGGUUCACAGUCCAUCCAAGGAGGUUCAUGUGUGCAAUUCUUGCAAGAAACAGUACACGUCAUUAUUAAGUUAUAGGAAACAUCAAGCUUUUCAUUCGGCCGAGGAAGGAAAUCUUAAGUGCCAAAUGUGCUCUGAAGAUUUCGAAACGAAAGAAGCCAUCUUGUACCACUUGAAGAUCCACGCUGGCAGCAGGACAGUGAAGAAUCCGAACGAGAAGAAAUUCACGUGUGAUCAGUGCGACCGCAAGUUUUUUACGAAAAAGGAUGUCAGGAGGCAUCUUGUAGUACAUACAGGUAAACGCGAUUUCCUAUGUCAAUACUGCCCCCAGCGCUUCGGUCGCAAGGACCAUCUAGUUAGACACAUAAAAAAAGCGCACCACAUCAGAUACAGGCCCGACGAGACCGCCACCGCUGCCACGAUAAAAACCGAGGCGGGCGCCGAGGCCGUCAAGACCGAGAUGUCGGAGAGCAGCCUGUCGAACGCCGCCACGGAGGAUUUCGCGGCCGACUUGGACUUCCCGCUGAAGAAUAUAUCCGAAGAGACUCUGACCACGUUGCUGGAAGUGGAGAAUUUGGGGUUGGGGCUGCCUGCGGCGUCGGACGAAGGGGAGCUGGAAGACUUGGGGAACACCAUCCUGGAGGAAAUAGAGGGCCCCACCGAGGCGACCAGGAUCAUGUUGAGCGACAACUUGGAUGCUAGUCAAGACGUGUUAGACGAGGUGGUGCUGAACGAUCCCGAGCUGCUGCAGCGGCUGCUGGAGGCGCCCGCCGACAAGAAUCUGCCCUUGCCGGGGUUCAGCCAGACGUUCCAGUCGCCCCCGCCAGGGGGUGGUCAGCCCCUGUGA
Molecule: messenger RNA, 1605 nt
Organism: Phaedon cochleariae (mustard beetle)
Lineage: Eukaryota; Metazoa; Arthropoda; Insecta; Coleoptera; Chrysomelidae
Source: the annotation of a GenBank genome assembly